AUGGAGCAGAGGUUCAAACUCCAGGAGUGCCCUGCAAAAGUGGAGAUGGGAUCUGAGGAUCACCACCAUUUUCUUCAGAGCUUCCCAACCUUGUGCUCUCCUUUAAACAAGGACUGGGCCAAGAUUGGUGUUCACAGCGAUCUGUCUUUCAAGGCAGUGAGAGGAGCUGUGACGCAACUGAAACAGAAAGUUGAUGAAAUAAUGGAAGAGCUUCCUGAGAUCAAAAUGAAAAAAAUGAGAGAACAUGCAGUGGACUUGACCUUUGACCCUGACACAUCAUUUUGCUCACUUGUCAUAAGCCAGGAUGGAAAACAGGUGAAAGACGUAGACACAGAUCAGAAUCUUCCCGACAGCCCAAAGAGAUUUAAAGUGUUUUCAGAUAUUUUGGCAAAGGAGGAAUUCACAACAGUGAAGUUUCACUAUGAAGUGCAAGUGAAAGGAAAUACUGGCUGGAUUCUUGGAGUGGUCAAAGAGUCUGUUGAUAGAAAGGAGGAAAUAGCUCUGUCAGUUAAAAAUGGUUACUGGACCAUUGGGCUUGAGGAUUAUGCAUACCCAAAAGCAAGUGUUAAAAUCACACUAAAAGAAAAGCUUGAGAAGGUGUGUGUCUUUGUGGACUAUAUUAAGGGAGUGGUUUCUUUCUACAAUGUGAAUUCUAAAUCAGAUAUCUAUUCUUUCACUGGCUGCCACUUUACAGAGAAACUGUAUCCAUACUUCUGCACUCAAGGCAACGCAAAUGGAACAAACUCUGCCCCGAUCAUCAUAACUGCUGUUCCUCAAACACACUGA
Messenger RNA from Perca flavescens (yellow perch), 786 nucleotides. RefSeq names its product E3 ubiquitin-protein ligase TRIM39-like. Lineage: Eukaryota; Metazoa; Chordata; Actinopteri; Perciformes; Percidae. Bases 1 to 786 code for a protein of 261 amino acids. The record is from RefSeq and is a predicted model, not a curated record. Gene Ontology annotation, molecular function: protein binding. The transcript has 2 exons.